Molecule: messenger RNA, 2694 nt
Organism: Pundamilia nyererei
Lineage: Eukaryota; Metazoa; Chordata; Actinopteri; Cichliformes; Cichlidae
Gene: cep78
Product: centrosomal protein 78
Exons: 15
Coding region: 130-2589 (819 amino acids)
Biological process (GO): cilium organization
Cellular component (GO): centrosome; ciliary basal body
Molecular function (GO): protein binding
Source: RefSeq, a predicted model, not a curated record
GCACUACAGCGCCACUUUUGAGCGGUCGUUUAUGUUGACAACAAUAACAGACCGCUGAAGUUGUCAAGCAACGUCGAGGAAAAGUCAUACAUCAGUCCCGCGACGGUAUAGUCUUUAGUUGGAUCAGAGAUGGCCCCGGACAGCGCUCAGAUUCGGCGGCAGGGUGCUCAGGACUUUAUGGCUUACUAUGAGUUUGCCUGUGCCAGGCAGGAAUCUGUCCCCCUUCCUGCAGUUGUAAUGAACCUCAACAAAGGGAUGCUGGACUUUAGUGGAGACAAGCUGAAGCUAACAGACUGGCCACCUGUUCUCAGCUCUAUAUCCAUUAACAAACACCUGCACCACAUAGCAAUAAGUAGCACAUACCAAGCUAGUUUGGCUUCUGGAGAGGCAGAUAGAAGAUAUCUUAAGUCUAGCUUCAGGAGGAAGAUUCCAGCUAUUCGCUCCAAGGAUAUGACAUUAAAGCUGUGCAAGGCCCUCAGAGAGUGCCUCACUGUCUCUCCCAACCUCAAGACGCUGCAGCUCAAUGGACUUCCACUGAGAGAAAGGGACCUCAUCACCCUGACAAAGGGUUUGGCAAAAAGCACUUCCUUGGAAAACCUAUCUCUGGUUAACUGUCCAAUCAGUGAUGAGGGCUUAGAGGUCAUUUGCCAAAGUGUUAAGUAUUCUGCUAACAUCAGGGCAGUGGAUUUUAGUGGAUGCAGUCUUACCUGGAGGGGGGCAGAGCACAUGGCCAAUAUUAUCAAGCAUCAGGGUAUGCAAAGACAUGGUACGGCGUGGGCGGAGUCUCUGAGGUAUCGACAGCCGCAGUUUGAGGGUAUGGGAGGUCUUCGCCGUGUCACACUUAACUGUAACACUUUAAUUGGGGACCGGGGUGCUGCGGCUCUUGCGAGUGAACUUGCUGAAGACCUCUGGGUUAAAGCUGUGGACCUGCAAAGAUGUGGUCUUUCCAACGAAGGCGCUCGUCGUUUGCUAGAAGCCUUGAAAACGAAUUCUUCUUUGUGUGUGCUGGAUAUCCGUGGUAACCCGUUAGUUGAUAAACUCCUAAUUAAAACUAUAAUAGAGAAAGUACUAAUGAAUGGUCAUGGACAGUCACCAGAGGUAAGUUUUUGGGAGAAAUAUUCCAGGGGGGCUCUAGGUGGUGUAUUUGUAUGCAUGUGUCUUCCUUAUGUUGUCCUGCAGUAUUGCUGGAUCAAGCCUGCAGCGUCAGAACCACAGAGAGCUUCUGGUCCAAGGAGGAGAGCAUUACCCAGUACAGUCAGAGGGAAAGCUGCAUUUAGAAUAGCCACUCAUAAAGGACCAUCUCCCGGUGGACGGAGUUCAGCUGCUGCUCUGAAACCUAAGCCAUCACGCACCCCCCAUGUGCCUUGGCGUGCUGCUGCACGAGCUGGACGCCAAAGAGGUUUGCCUCCUGGAAUUACUGUAACAGACCAUAGCUUUCAGGGUGCAGCCACAGUGAAAGUUACCAUGGAGUCGGAUUCAGAGGCAGAGGAGGAUGAUGAAGAGGAAGUGGUGGAAGUGGAACCGAGACCAUCUUCUCUUAAUCGUCAGGACAGAUUCAUUUCGCGGAGGUUUGAACAAAUACAGAUGGAGCUAAACGAAUGCCGUAUGAGGCUCGGAGAAGAGCGGAGGGCCAGACUGAAGGCUGAGUCCAGGCUCAUGGAGUAUGAGCUGGAGAAUGCUCGUCUUCGAGAUGCCAAUCACUCCCUGUCAGAGGCACUUGCUGCCAGUGGCUCUGCAUUAGCACCACCGGCUUCCAGUGCUCUUGAAGAUGAGGCAAUUCUGGAGAGCAUUGAGACAUCAUUCACUAAGUUUCACGCUUUCCUGGAUUUGCUCAAAGAUGCUGGCUUAGGUCAGCUAGCUUCAAUGGCUGGAAUUGACAAGUCAGAUUUCCACCCUCUGGGAAGACCUCAGCUUUCCUCCACAAUAGAACCACUUUUGCAUGGUGUGACAUCACCGCCUGGAGGGCGUUACAGGAUCGAUGCUCUGUCUUUGGUAGGAGGUGCCCCAUCUGCCUACCCCGUUGGAUUGUCUGACACCAGAUUGCACAAGUCUCCAUCCCCUACUAGAGCAGCCCUUCAUAAAGAAAGGUCACUUGAUGUAACUUUCACUCAGGCUUCUGCACCAGCAGCAAGUGGUGUAGUGGAUGUAGAAGAGGAAGCAAAUCAUUUUUCAAAGCCUGACACCCAGCACGACUCAGGCUCUGAACACAGUUUUUAUAGCCAAAAGUCCUUUGAUAAUAUUUCCUUUGGUAAAACUUCCCAGACUCGGCCAAGCCACCCCACGAGCAACAGCAACUCUCACAGAAACAACAGUUCCCAUGGAUACAGCUUCAGCAACAGCUACACUUACAACCGUGCUUCUCAUAGCAAUGGAUCUCGAGGUGGUUCAUCUGUAAGUGUUAGUGACAUUUUAAGCGACAAAGAGUCUGUGGGAUCAGUAGGGUCAAGGAACAGGGGAAAUGGAAGGCUGGUGACAGUAGGUCAGUCAGGAUCAGAAGGGUCAGAGAGGAAAGCCCCUUCUACGAGAGGCGCUCUAGAGCAGGUCAGAUCUCUGGAGAGUCUGGGGGUUCAGUCAGAUAAUGAAUCGUAACUAGGCGACCAUAAACUUUCUCCCUGUGUGUCAGUGCCUUUUCUUCUAUGUUUAGAUAUUCGCUGAGUUUAAAUUGUAGAUUUUUUUUUUUGUCACCUUUAUAAA